AGGAUAAAUUUCGAAUCUGUGGAUUCUUAAGCGGGCGUGGACACAGAGACAAUUCAAAAUUUGAAAACAGAUUUACUGUUAUUCGCAUUACUCUACUACUGUAAUAAGAACGGGGAGAGGCUGUACGAUAGACAAGAAGAGUCUUGGAUCGAAGAAGAAAGAAAUAUGGUUGGAGGGGAAGAAGAGAAAAGGAGAUGGUGGUGGUUCGAGAGUCAUCACAAGACGACGACGACGACCUCUAAGCAAUCGCAAUGGCUUCAUUCCACACUUGCAGAGCUUGAUUCAAAGACAAAUGCCAUGUUGUCGCUAAUCGAGGAGGGUAACGCAGAUUCUUUUGGGCAGCGUGCGGAGACUUACUACAAGAAACGUCCUGAGCUUAUCUCCUUCGUCCAUGAUUUCUAUCGUGCUCACCGUUCCUUAGCCCACCGUUUCCAUCACCUUAAAUCAUCCUCUUCCUCUUUCUCUAUCGACCACUCUCUUUCCGAUGAUCCCCAUUCCGAGAUUGAAGACCCUGACGAAGAAGACGAAGACGACCAGGACCAGGGAAACGCCUCCUCCACUUCCAAACUGGAACAAGAAAGGUUGAAGCUGAUCCAAGAGAGUGAGGCUCUGAGAAGACAGCUGUUAGAGAAAGACGAGGAGAAGAGAGAGGUCAUCAGGCAGCUUUCUCUUGCUGUUGAGACCCUCAAGGACGAGAACUCGAGUCUCAAGAGACGUCUUCUUCUUCUUCUUCUUCCCGGUGCGUCUCGCACUCUUUUCCAUCUCGACUACAAGUUCCUCGGGAAGCUGUUCUACAUUUGAAAUGCGCCAUCAUCAUGGUAACAAGGAAACUCUUUCUAUGCCUCAUUAUACCUCAUGAGCAUUGGCUACAAUACUUUCUUUCUUUAUGUGUUUGAUUCACCCACUCUUUUUUUUUUUUUUUUUUUGUAAGAUUGAAACAUCUUUUGUUUCGUGCUGUAUUUGUAACCUGGAUUAGCGUAAUUAUCCUCUACCCCA
Molecule: messenger RNA, 996 nt
Organism: Raphanus sativus (radish)
Lineage: Eukaryota; Viridiplantae; Streptophyta; Magnoliopsida; Brassicales; Brassicaceae
Product: protein NETWORKED 3C
Exons: 1
Coding region: 166-801 (211 amino acids)
Cellular component (GO): vacuolar membrane
Molecular function (GO): actin binding
Source: RefSeq, a predicted model, not a curated record